Gasterosteus aculeatus aculeatus (three-spined stickleback) is the source of this 7933-nucleotide messenger RNA. Its product is annotated as KIAA0232 ortholog. The record is from RefSeq and is a predicted model, not a curated record. Lineage: Eukaryota; Metazoa; Chordata; Actinopteri; Perciformes; Gasterosteidae.
CUGGAUACGAACGCGAAGGGUCGCGCAUUCAGGAGUCCCUAUCCGAAUGAAACAAGCUUUUGGAUAGAGGACAUUGUGGUUCUGGGUAUUAAGUGUCAUCGACGAAUGACCUUCCGCUAGCUUGAGCCGAAAUGUCGCCGGUUUCCUUGACGCUAUUGGCAAAGCACUGGAUGUGAAAACAGCGCCAUUUCUGUCGGCGUCCAUGAUACGCGAUGCUACCGCAGCGGAUUCCAGAGCUCGAGCUCGGAACGGCAGCGGGAGAAAAAUAGCCGCUCCCCUUCCUCCUUUACUUCAGCCCGCGGCAGGUUUUGCCGUUGAAGUAAGACGAAGCCCCAAAAUGGACCCUUCUGACUGAGAGGCAAACACGUCCAGUGUUUUGCUCUGCAGCUGAAAUCUAUCAGCAGCACAAGCCAUGCCUGACGAGUAAAGCCCCCUUUUUGCUCAAAGCAAUAAUACAAAAAAACAACCAUCCUAAAUGCCUCUCCAUGUAAAGCCCCUUCAGUGCCCCCUGCUGGAGGGACUGCCCCCCCCCCCCCCUCCAAGGUUCUGCCCUGUCCUCUCCCUGUACCCGCCUCCACCGACCACCCUACAGUAACUACCCAUGGCAAUGUUGCUUCACCUGAGAAUGGCCAACACCUGAGGUCCCAUGCGUCCUGUGAGCACCGAUUCAGACGGUCCCGCUCCUUCUGAAAAUCUCUCUUGCCCCUACCCCUUUGUGGGCCCCCUGGCUGCCUCGGAGAUGUCCCUGCUCCAGUCGCUGGGUCCAGUACAAAACUGGCUCGGCCAGGAGCUUGAGAAGUGCGGGAUCGAUGCCAUGAUCUACACCCGCUACGUCCUCAGCCUUCUCCUGCAUGACAGUUACGACUACGACCUGCAGGACCAGGAAAACGACAUCUUCUUGGGCUGGGAGAAGGGAUCUGGGAAGAAAUGGGGCAAGAGUAAGAAGAAAGGAGGGACCGACCUGAGUCUUGAGGAAAUGAAGAAGCAAGCUGCUGUGCAAUGCCUCCGCUCUGCAUCUGAUGAAAACUCUGGAAUUGAGAGCCUGGUUGAAGAGCUUUGCUCUAAACUAAAGGACAUCCAAAACAAACAGAAAGAGGAAAAACAGAUCCAAAAGAAAUCUGAUGGCUCUCAGUCUCCAGAGCGAGCUGAGUCCCCCUCGUCAAAGGACCAGGUGGAAAUGUAUUAUGAAGCCUUUCCUCCUUUGUCAGAGAAACCUGUUUGUCUCCAAGAGAUCAUGACGGUGUGGAACAAGGCCAAGGCCUGCACAUACUCAAGCUCAUCAUCUUCCGCAGCCCCACAGACCAGCACAGACACCUCUUCCCCAAAAGAUUGCAACAGCGAAGGAGAGACUGCAAAGGAGCGACACCUGGAAGCAUGUGGCACCAUCACUGCUGUGACCAACGAAAGAGGCCAGCUACGACGAAACAAGAAGGAAAAAGAAAAUCGAUGCCAUGGUGGUGGUGGUGGUGGUGGUGCAGCAGAGGAGAAACCGGCCGUCCACUCGAGGCGACAGACGAGACACAGAUCUGAGGGCAAAUACAGACCCAGAUCCUGGUCCUCUGGCUCUAGCGAGGCGGGCUCAAGCUCAAGUGGCAACCAGGGUGACUUGAAGUCAUCCAGAAGCAAGGCAAUUAGAAUCAUGCACAAAUCCAGAGAGGCUUCGAAGAGUAAGAAAACACGCAACAGCGGGCAGGGGAAGCUUCAGGUGAAGGUGAUCGACAGAGAGGAGCGGAGAAACGCAGCAGGGAUCAGCAGCAGCGCCACUGGAGGCGCUGCCAAACAAACACAGCUUUACAAAAAGGGGAAGAGACCUCUGAAGGAGAUUCGUAAAGAUCCAGGCUGGAAAGAGGCGAAAGAGUCCGGAGCUGAGGCUACAAACAAAAAGGAAUACAUGGAAGAGCCACUUUGGUACACUGAGCCCAUCACAGAGUAUUUUGUACCUUUCAACAGCAGACAAAGCAAGCUGGAAACAAAAUAUCGGAACAAGGUAGGCUCUCCUGACGACUUUGCUCUGGCAACCGACACAGAGAGGCUGCCGGAGAGAAUCCAGGGCAUCUGCUUUGCCAACGAGAGCUACCAGAGAGCGUACCUAGCAGCAGGCUCGUUCGUGGAUGGCCACUUUGUGGAAGGGCUCGGCGAGGAAGAAGAUGAAACUGUUGAACUCGUUGGGACCUCCAGCUGCUCUCAGCCAGAGGAUAGUAGAGAUUUAGAUGACAAGCAUCUGUCUGAAUUCACUCACUUCUAUGAAGUUGACAUUUAUCAAUCCAUAUUGGAUACUAGUGCCUCAGACUCUAUACAAGAGAGUCGAAUCUUAAGCAUGAUUCGACAAAAAAGCAAAGAGCAAGGAGACGUAGAGGCAGAAUGUUGUUUAGUGUUAGAUGGCCUUGAGUGGCAAGGGAAAAGUGCAAUACGGGCCAACUCGCAGGAACCUGCGGGAUCUCUGGGAUUCCUAAUUGAGGACCUGGAAAGCAUGGCUCAAGGGUGGGGAUGUUAUUCGCCAUCUACUUCAGAGGACAUCGAGGGGCAAAGCUUUGUGGGAGACUCUCCCGGCCGACAAUCCCCCCUCCUCGAUAGUGUUUCAUUCACCCUAAGCAAGCUGUCUGGAAAUGUGGAGGAGCCCGUCAUCUCUGAAGCCACCAGUGAGCCAUCCGGUUUAAACUCGUCCUGCUUCUCUCUUUUCGAGCUGCAGUACGACAGCCCCACUUUCCCUUUUACCCGCGACCCGCUCGCCGUCGGUCACGAAAACAACACCGAUUCUAGCAGCUGUCUCGACCCGCUUUCUAACAAACAGUCUCGUUUGCUAAUAUGGACCAAAAAUAGUGCCUUUGACGAAACUGAACACUGUUCUAACCUUUCGACGCGAACCUGCAGUCCGUGGUCCCAUUCAGAGGAGACUCGGUCCGACAAUGAGCAAGGAAGCGUUCCGACGGAGGAGGCCGCUCAAAUUGCCAACGAGGAGAUCGAUUGCAUAAUCCCUCCUAUUUCUGGUACAUAUCUGGAGGAUGAGAUCUUGGAUUUUUUGCAAGCAAACUCUGGCCGUAAGUGUGAUGAGGUCAGCAGCAGCAGCGCAGGACCCAGCAAGACCCUCUCCAAAAAAUCCAAACUGGAGUCCAUUUGUGGUAUCGCAUUGGAAGAGGAUGACAGUAAGCAGUACUGCACUGGCAUGUUUUCGGACAAUGCAAGCCAACACAGUGAUGACUACAGCUCAGGGAUCAUAAAGGACAUCUGGACGGCUCUCGGAGAUGACAAGUCUGCGGCUUCGAAGCCGGGACCCGAAAAAACGAGCGGCGAGGGGCUGUUCUCUGAUGAGUCGGGCGGUUACUGCUGCAGCUGUCUGGAAGUGCCGGCGAAAGAAGUUCCCAUUCGGGGGCCUCAGAAAAAAGCAGUGCAGAGGUCAGAGUAUCACCUCUGGGAGGGCAAGAAAGAACAAGACUCGGCCAAAAACAAACUCUCCAAGGUAGACGGCGCUGGGGAUUACAUGACUCCGUCCAAGCCCUGGGACUUGACCUCCGACAAGGAGAGCACGUCGUUCAUCCUCGGAGGGGUGUACGGAGAGCUGAAGACGCUGAGCGGCGAUAAGAACUGGGCUGUCGUGCCGCCAAAUGACAACCAAGGCAGCCUGCUGCAGUGCGCCGCUGCAGCUGCAUCUGCUUCCAGCUCCGAUAUGCUCACCAUCACCGGCACGGACGUGUUCAUGAACACCGGCAGCUGCUUCGCCCCCGGGCACAGGCCCCUGUGGAGGCCCCUUGUGUCUUUCGGGCAGAGUGACCAGGCCAUCAGAGCAGGCGGAGACGGAUUGAACAAGGGAUUUUCUUUCAUCUUCCAUGAAGAUUUGCUUGGAUCUUGCGGAGGCUUGCAAAAUGAGGAGCACGGUUUGGAGUACCCGUUCGCGUCCUUCAGCCUGAACAAUCCCUUCUCUCAAGUCCUCCACGUCGAGUGUUCUUUUGAGCCUGAGGACAUGGCUUCGUUCAGUCCGGGGUUCAAGCCCAAAUCCAUUCUUUGCUCGGACUCCGAGAACGAAGCCUUCCACCCGCGAAUAUAUGGCAUCAACCGGACGCAGUACAGGGCCAUCCGCAUUUCCCCCAGGACUCACUUCCGACCGAUAUCGGCCUCGGAGUUAUCUCCUGGUGAAGUGAGUGAUUCAGAAGCGGAGACCGACAAAGAGCAGGCGAGUUUUCCCGUCCAGGCGCCGAUGGACGCCUUCGAUGAUCCCCAGGCCGAUCUCAAACCUCUGGAAGAGGAUGCGGAAUGUGAGGGCCCUUAUUACGGGAAGUCAGAACUGGAAUCUGGUAAAUUCUUACCCAGAUUAAAGAAGUCUGGCAUGGAGAAAAGUGCCCAGACCUCUCUGGAUUCACAGGAGGGCUCCGUUACCCUCCCGCCAAUUGCAGAGCAGGAGAUUUGCUUGGACUGCGAGGCGGCAGCGGCCGCACCCACUGCAGGUGGAGAGACGGCCGUCUCCGUCGGCAAGGUCCAGAAAGAGCAAUCUGCAGGAGAAAAGGAGUCGUGUUCAUCGGCACCAAGAGGUCACAUCCCCAAGUAUGGGAUUGCUUAUGGCUUUGUUGGAGAUGUGCCAGAGUUCCCCCUCAGCCAGCAGGACGAGUGCUGGUGGCAGAACACGCUCUGUUCCCCCCUGUUCCCUGGAUCUCAGUGCACAGGGAGCAGCAACAUUUGAAUUCUCCAGUUUUGCAGAGGACGUCUGUCGCAGAGGGGAACCCAUCUUCUCCUUUGGUGACUGGACCGCUACCAGCAAAGAUUCCGCGUCAUCUCAGAGCUGGAAAACCUAAUGUAGGCUAACUUUCUGACACAUCCCUCCAAAAACAAAAAAAGAAGAAAACCCCCCACACAUAACCCUGCAGGUUCUCAUUUACUAACUUAAACCCUUGUGUAAUCAACAAUCAGAUCAACAAAAAAUAAGAGAAAAUAGGAAAACUCAAAAAAUAUGUUCUGUCUUUGAGUGAUGCAAUGUGCAGAUGUGCAUUUUAGGCAUUUUAGAGUUUGUUCCAUUUGAUUCUUCUGUACACUGGUCCUCAUUAAAGUCUCAGUUAGGUAGUUGGGACGAUCUUUAGUUCUAUCCUCGUCGGGUUUGUUCCACCCUCUUUGCUUUUGAGCUGGGAUCCUCGCAGUCGGUGGCGUCCGAAUGGUUGUGCAUGUGUGUUCGUCCAACCAGCCUCACUCUUUUUCUACUUCAACAUUACGCCGUGUGAAAUGACUGCUGUCGCAUCCUCUACUUUCCAUUUUGUGUUCAGAAAUAAUACAAGGAUGUUGACUUUUUUUUGAGUUGUGUAACAAUUUAAGAAUUUUUUUUUUUUAAACAAAAAAAACAAACAAAAGUGUGUUGGGAUGACUUUCUGAAUGUGAAGUAGAGAAUGUGAGCAGCUUUCUUCUCAAUAUCCCUGAAUUCCCCUUGUGUGAAAAGUUAUCAUAAAUGAGUCUGAUUUUUGAAUGGUGAUAGUCUUACAAAAACUAGUAGUAGACAUAGAAUGGUUUGUGAGGCAAAAAAGCAGGAAAUCAAAAGGAGUUUUGUUGGAAAAAAAAAUACUAAUACUCAACUUUAAAAUGCAAUGCUGUAAAAGAAUUUGGGGAAAACAAAAAGACAAAAAAAAGUUCCUAUUUUGGGGUAAGGAGCCAUUUCUGCAGACACCUUGUGUUAGAACUGAAUGAAACUGAUAUCAUCUCUUGUCGUUUCUAUGGUACAGACUAUUUGGUGCUAUGAAUAUGUUCAAACCCUUUUUUGAAAUUGCGGUUUCAUAAUACGGCUAUGACAAGAAGACGGCGUAGCCUCGUUAGUAGUCCAGACAGUCAGACUCCAUCAAUACCUUUUUUUUGCAAAAAUGGUUGAAAAACCCCAGAGGGUUAAGCCUGCUUGCGGGUCUUCCUGGUUUUGCUUAAUGUGGCUUGGUUCUUACUCGGAGGUGACUUCUUCUUUGUCGAAGCAGAAAUACAGCAGGUAUUAAACCUCCCGUUACUACGCGUGUAUUUAGUCACUCGUCCCGAGCAGUAAGCACAGCCACGGUCUGCUGUCCAUGCUGCAACUAGACAGGUGUGUAACACGACAAGUGGUCAAACCAAAAACAUGGCAGAAUUACACUAAGUUACAAAUGCUUCGAUUUCUUCUCCAUACAAGGUGUGUUAUUUUUGGUUUAUAAUAUAUCUUGUUGAACUAUUGAGUAAUGUGUCAUUUUGUGUGUGUGCGUGCGUGUGUCUGUUUGUUUGUGUUGGAAACGUGUGAAGACACUGGUUUAGAAUGAGUGUACUAUAAGUUUAACUCAGAAACGUGAAGGUAUGCGGAGACGUACUUUCAGUGGCUGCAGAGCCCGUGAGGUGCAGUUGGACUGGCCAGUUAAAUACCUCUCCAUCUAUAAGAACAGGUUGGAGCAUUUAUUGAAAUGGGAAAUUGUAUUGAAGUAAAUAUAGAAUGAAUAAAGGCCACCUUUUAAAUCUUUCAGUACAUGAGGACAGUCGAGUACCAUCAGUGAAAUCCUCCCUCCAUUAGUGGGCGUAUAAUGUGCGAGGGGUCUCUGUUGGAAAUGGCUUUAUUUCAAACUGCAAAGAUUGUAUGCACAGCCAGCAGUUUGUUCAGCUCAAUGCAACUCCAUUUAAAAGCUACAACAGCUGAAUGAACGGUAAUCCAACCUCAGGGCCUUGUCACAUUUAUUUGACAGUCAUCAGACACUCAGGAAUUUUUGAUAUGAUCAUAACUCAUAAUCUACACUCAGACCAUUGAUGCAUUCAUGUCAAACCUUUCUUUGAUUGUAGAGCAGAAAUUAUUGACCGGAGUUCCUUCUAGAGAUGUCCGGACACCUUUUUCCUUCCCGAUUCCCACAUGUGAGCUUGCUUAUCGGCCCAGUGCCGGUCCAGCUCUUACAGGCAAACAAUGGCCUUUCUAUACUACUUUGGCAGGUUUGUUAGCAUACGAUGUUGCUAGCACUGUAACGUUUUGAUUGCUCUGGCUAACGUUGAGCUUUUCGCUAGUGACUUUCAGCAGAGAUGAGAAAGACGUGCGAUGGCUCACUCGUUAGCUGCUUCUGUCGACAGUGUUUCGUUUGGUUUUUUUCUUCCUGGAGCUUAGGAUGGAAGAAGCCGUGAGGCGAGGCGUCACACUUCUCAUCCCUGCUGAGAGCUGCACAUGUGCAGUAGCGAUCGGGCAGAUCCUCUACGGCGUAAAUCACAUCACUUUAUAUUCAAUCAGCAGCCUUUUUGCUACUGAUGUCAGAACAACUGUGGUUCUGUCAAAGCAAACCUCAGAGGGGACUGUCACAAAUGUAUAGCUGUAGAAGGGGGGUGGGGGGAUUAAGCCAUUGUAGAUUCCAUAAGCAAUGUGGAGGGGAAUUCAAGUCCUAUGCAAUAGCUUGGCGCAUGUAGACAUUGAAGAAGACAGAGAAAAGUCCUUCACUUCAUUUUGCAUGUUAGUUCCUUUUUAGAGUGAGACCUGAGAUAAACAAACUAUUCCAUAGGACUGUCUCUUAAAAAUGCAGAAUGCAAACAUCACACCCAGUUCGUUUAUUUUAUGAUGGAUUUAACAAAAAAUAAAAAAUAUAUAUACAAGGGAGUUUCAAUCAGGGAUUGGAAGAAUGUUCAAAACCGUGUGAAUCUGAGUGAAUGUGUGCAAGAGGCCGAGUCACGAAAAGCCCUGACCAGGGAGUUAGAAGGAAACAUUUUAUUCUUCAUUUUGAGAAGCUGCGUUAAAACAAAACAAAAAAAAUAUGUAUGCGGAGGAAAUGCAUUCAGUGAAGGUAUGCGCUUUUUUUGAGUUUCCAUCGCGCCCGUGUUCUGAAGAAUAUGCCCCGCACCGACACCCGCAUUUCCCCUCGACUUCCCCCCCCCAUCUAUCCCGAGUAGCGGUGUUGUUCUGAUUUCAUGUACGUCUUGAGGAAGUUAUUUUGUUUCAUUGUGGAGUUUUCUUAACAUCUAAUAAAGGAAUAAUCCAAACCUC